UAUGCUUCUUAAGCAUUGUAGUCUCGGGAUUCUUCACCAUACUGUAUAGCAUGGAGUGGGGCAGGGACAAGUCCAACCAAUGGCUGACCACAUUCCUGCUCUCAUUUUUCCAGUCUGUUAUCGUUGUCCAGCCACUCAAGGUGCUUUUAUUGGUGGCUUUCCUAGCCUGUGUUUUGAAGAAACCAGAGCUGGAUGACGACGACGCGAAAGAGGACAUUAACCAAGUGUUGGCGGAGAAGGACAACAAUGAAAGGAAAAGAGACGUGGCCAGUCUAUCUCAGAUCAUGCUCCAGAGACAGUACGACAAGUCCGAGUUCCAAGCACCAGAUCCCGAACAACUGGCUAAAGCCCGAAACGACCGUCUGAUGGAAAUCAAGAUGGAAGCCGUUCUCAAAGACAUUGCUUUAUAUACUUUCUUUGUGGUGGUGAUUUUCUUCUUGUCGUACCAACAACGUGAUCCGCAGUCUUACUACCUGAGUAAUCACAUCAAGAACACAAUGCUAGAUAAGCAUGCUGACAUAAAGACUGUGAAUGAUUACUGGAAAUGGCUGGAUGAAACGCUCCUGCCAUCACUGUACGCAGUCAACUAUGCCAAUGAACAGGAGAUAGAAAACUGGCAGGACACAGCUUGUGCUUCUGACUUGGACAACCGUAGAGUUGGUGUGGCACGUCUCCGGCAAAUGAGAGUUAAAAAUGAUACAUGCACUAUCCUGCCCCAACUGACCACGGUCAUCCACCAUUGUCGGGGAGACUACAGCUGGACCAAUGAUGACACGAAACCCUAUUUGCCAUACUGGGUUGUGCCUCCCAAAAAUGUAACAGAGUCGCUCAAAGACAAGGACGAUCCUUUUGUCUAUCAGAGCUCAGUGAAACUCAAAAACGCUCCAUAUGUCGGUACCCUAGCAACAUACAAAGGAGGUGGAUAUGUCAUUCUUACCAAACGUCAGUUCUGUCGAACAAAAGCCGUUCUCGACAAGGCGAAAGAAAACAACUGGCUGGACCUCAACACUCGGGCUAUAUUUCUGGAGUACACGGUCUACAACCCAAACUCUAAUCUCUUUGCCUCGGUUACUGCCCUUACUGAGUUUUUGACAACAGGUUCUGCAACCUCUAGACUAGAUGUCAAGUGUGUGAAGAAGGUCAAAAACGAGAGAGCUGCUUACUUCCAAGACUUCUGGCGCCUCCUGGAGUUUGUUCUCGUGUGCUUCGCUGUUGCCUGUAUUGUCCUGUAUAUUCUCAAACACGUAAUCACAAAAGUGGCCAUGAGAGCCCUGAAGAAUAGGAAAUCAGAUGGCUUUGUUAACUUCAACACUGUAGCACUGUAUGAUGAGGUCUAUGGAUACCUUAUGGCUGCUGUUGUCUUUCUGGCAACCAUCCAGUUUCUCAAGCUGUUGCAGUUCAACAAGAAGAUGGGAAUGUUAGGAGCUACGGUCCAAGUGGCAGCCAUGGAUCUGAGGAACUUCUCUAUCAUAUUCUUUCUCUACUUCCUCGCCUUUACAUGCACAGCCUACCUGUUGUUUGGAAGCAGCCUACAAAGCUACCAGAAUUUCGUCACGUCUGCUGAGUCCAUGUUUGCCUUCGCUCUAGGCAGUUUUGAUUAUGGGGAACUGACCACAGCCCAGCCAUUGUGGGGACCAGUGUUUAUCUUCGG
Candidula unifasciata is the source of this 1651-nucleotide messenger RNA. NCBI's taxonomy places the organism in Eukaryota, Metazoa, Mollusca, Gastropoda, Stylommatophora, Geomitridae. The record is from the annotation of a GenBank genome assembly.